CAGUUCUAAAAUGUGAGACACACAUUGGCCUCAGGGAUUCGCUUCUUUCAUCGCACAUUAACAACAUGGAUUUCAACGUGAGGAAACUCGCCGCAGAUGCUGGAAUAUUCUUCUCUCGGGCUGUGCAGUUUACAGAAGAGAAACUGGGACAGGCGGAGAGAACCGAACUGGAUGCUCAUUUUGAGAAUCUUCUGUCCAGAGCUGACUAUACCAAAAACUGGACUGAGAAGAUCUACAGACAGACUGAAGUUCUGCUUCAACCAAAUCCAGGUGCUCGUAUCGAAGAGUUCCUGUAUGAGAAACUGGAGCGGAAGAUUCCGCCUCGGGCCACUAAUGGAGAGAUAUUAGGACAGUAUAUGCUGGAGGCUGGAAAGGAGUUUGGAGCGGACACUCCGUACGGAAGCACCUUGAUACAAGUGGCCGACUGCCAGAGAAGACUGGGCGGCGCUGAGCGAGAGUUCCUGCAGACCUCGUCCAUCAGUUUCCUCACACCCCUGAGGAACUUUCUGGAGGGCGAUUGGAGAACCAUUUCAAAAGAGCGCAAGCUCCUGGAGAACCUGCGGUUGGAUCUGGACGCUUGUAAAGCUCGUCUUAAGAAGGCCAAAGCCGCCGAGACCAAAGCCGCUGCUGUUCCUGACUUUCAAGAUACCAGACCACGAAAUUAUGUUCUGUCUGCUAGUGCAUCUGCGCUCUGGCACGAGGAGCUUACUAAAGCGGAACAUGAGUUGCGAGUUGCUCAGACAGAGUUUGACAGGCAGGCUGAGGUCACAAGACUGCUGGUGGAGGGAAUCAGCAGUACACAUGUGAAUCAUCUGCGGUGUCUGCGUGAGUUUGUGGAAGGGCAGGCGAUAUAUUAUAACCAGUGUCACCAGUACAUGCAGGAACUACAGAAAGAACUGGGCAGAGCAUGCACCAGCUCAUCUGUGGGAGAUUCUGACCCGGCAAACCCGUCCGCUGUCCUGCCGCUAAACCCGCCUUCUCCGCUGGAAACCGACGCUCUCCAAAUCGAAGAAGUCCAGCCUCCCGCCAGCGGCACACGGAACGCUAAAGUUCUGUACGACUACACGGCUGCAGACUCCAGUGAGCUCUCGCUGCGCGCCGAUGAGCUGAUCACAGUGUACCACAUGCCGGGAAUGGACUCUGAUUGGCUGAUCGGGGAGAGAGGAAACCAGAAGGGAAAGGUGCCUGUUACAUAUCUGGAGCUGUUGAGUUAGAGAGGCGCGCUCGCACACACACACACGCACUCACACACUGAGACACAAACUGCUUGUUUGUUGCUGUGACAUCCACUGAUAAACAAAUCAUGACAUGGACACACAGCAUCAACCAACACAUCUUCAAAAUAGAUGGUUUUGUGAUUUUGCAUGUUAUAGAAAAAUGAUUGAUGAAGCUGUUUUUAUUUUAAAUGACUUAAGUUCAUCGAGAUGGACAGAAAUCUGGUCAGGAAAUCUCAUUUUUUUUAGUGCAUUCAGAAAUAAAAAAAUCAAACGUGAACACUUCGUAUUAAGUCAGCAGUUUCAUAUUAGACCCAUGUUAAAACACACAACUUAUACAGAACAGUAAACUUAUUUGGGACUAAUAAUUCAUUCACAAAUGCUUGAAACCAAGUUUCCAUCCAUGUAAUUAUCUGCCUGUUGUCUGCACUAGAAACUGAAUCAGUUAGUAGAUCCAUAUUCAGUAAUCUUUUCAGGCUUUCCUAAAACAGAUGCCUCACAGCUAAGCCUAAUAUUAAACAUUUACUGUUGAACAUAUUUGCACUGGUAUGAGGUUAUAGAAGCACUUCAUAAACUUCAUGACUGAAACUGCCUUAUAACAUCUCAUUCAGACACACAUUCAUGUAAAAUCAUUAAGCAGUUAAGAUAUUCUUUACUCAAGCAGCACAUGUUUCCCAGCAUUCACAGCAAACACAUGUCAAUGUUAUAGAUACGACGUAAUCGGGGUUUAAGAUAUGAAUGUGGAAUUUAAGCCUUACGGUUUUCAUGUUUGCAUGAAGAGUCAAUGCCUGCUGCCUCUGAGCACUUCAACUGCUCGUAGUGUUGUUGUUUUUGUUAUUUUGACAGUGUUCAAAUAAAUGAAUAUUUUCGGUAGGGAUGUAAUGAUUCACUCAGCUAAUAACAAUACUGAUCUCACGGUAAGAUUAAUUUUUAUAAAAUGAGUUGAGAAAAAUUUGUAAUGAACAACUGCCCUGUUAUUAUUUCUCAAAUUCUGCACAUUUCAAAAUACAUUUAUGUCAAAUAACAAAACUAAACUGCAAUUUAAAACAAAUUCCAAAAAUAAAAACUAAAAAUACAAAAGUAUCCGUAAUAUAAACAAAUUAAGACUUUUCUUGGAUUUGUCACAAUUAAGAAAUAUCAGCAUAACAAUGAUAUCUAAAUUAGCAGGAAACACAGCAGCCCCUGCUGUUCAAAACAAUUAUUGCGGUUCAAAUAACAUCUCAACCGGCUUGUAUCUUCACAUAUUAUAAUCCAUUUUGACCGGCUCACGGUGAAUCAUUACAUCCCUAAUUUUUGGUCAAGGGGCCGGUUGCACCAGCUGAUAUGUAACAUCUUAACCCCAUUGUAGUUGUAGCAUUUAAAGACAUCAACUUAAACACUACAGCCUGAAGUAUAAAGCAAAUGUUACUGGAACCCUCCAACCAUAGUAAAUAUGUCACAUGACUUGACUUGAAUCUGUUGAACAUGUAUGAUAAUACUGACAUUUACAGGUAAAAUAGGAAAACUGGUAUAAACUGAACACUUUGGUUGCUUUGUCUUAAUACUUGUGAGGGGUUUGACUCUAAAAAUUUUACUUGCUGAUGCUUGAAUAACAAACACGUGUGAUGUUAUGAACCACCGGUGCAACCUCCCCCAGAUCUGCACGUUCAGUUAAAAACAAAAAAACGAAUUGUUUAUGCUACAUGUCAAUACAGAGUUCGAUUUUGU
Molecule: messenger RNA, 2921 nt
Organism: Triplophysa dalaica
Lineage: Eukaryota; Metazoa; Chordata; Actinopteri; Cypriniformes; Nemacheilidae
Gene: sh3glb2a
Product: SH3-domain GRB2-like endophilin B2a
Exons: 11
Coding region: 66-1214 (382 amino acids)
Biological process (GO): membrane organization
Cellular component (GO): membrane; cytoplasm
Molecular function (GO): protein binding
Source: RefSeq, a predicted model, not a curated record